AAAUAUUUAGAUUAUCCAUAGGUGACUAGUGCUUAACUAAGUAAACUGAUUCAUCGGAAGGAUUCUCUUUGUUGUUGUUACAAAUUUAAAAUUUUAAAUUUGGAACGAUCACAUAUGCAGUCCAAUCACAGUACGAUAUGCAGAACUUGUGACCAAUGCACAGGCCGUCUUCCCCACUAGAAAAAUAAUAUAGCUGUUUUGUCAGAUGUUUAUAAAAGAACAACAACAUUAACUGCCAUUCAGUUCUUUGGUUCCACUUUAGGUAUCCUUUCUUCAGCCGUUGUGCACUGGUUUUUAAAGUAGUGUCUGGUGUUUAGCCGUGUUUUUACCAACGUCGGAGUUACUACUUGUGUUUUUAUUUUCCCAAGAGAAAAAUGGCUGAAGUCGCUACAGCUCAAACAUCCGAAUCUACUGAAGUUAGAUGUCAGGAGAAGACCAGAGGAGGUUUACGCUAUGAAGUUAUUCUCGGCGAGCCCGAUGUUAAGGCAAUUCCUCCGAAGAAACAAUUGUCACCGAAAAGCAGUAUGUCGGUACAAGACAUUGAAGAUAAGCUGAAGGCAGCGGAAGAACGCCGACAGCAAUUAGAAUCCAAUAAAUUGGCCGCAAUCACAGCGAAAAUGAGUAAAAUCGAGGAAGCGUCACGUAAGAAGGAUGAACAAACGAACCUCUUCAUAUCGCAAACGAAGGAGGCUCUAGAAAAGAAAAUAGAAAAUCACACUGAGAAAAGAGAAGCGUAUAUUUCUGAUUUAAAAACAAAGCUUAAAGAUCACAUUGAAAACGUAGAAAAGACUCGUUUGUCCCUUGAACAGCAAACAGAUGAGGUUCGGUCAGCCAUUGAAGAUAAGUUGAAGACGGCAUCUGCUCAAAGGGACGAGAACAUUAAAAAGAUGCUGGAACGUCUUAAGGAGCACGAAGAACAAGUCCAAAAGGUGCGGCAAACCAACACGGUCAAGUUCCAGCAGUUGGACGCUUCUAUCCAAGAGAAACUGGAAUUGGCCAAGAGCAGAAAGGAAAUGCUUGAACAGGAACAGAAAGAAAAACUUAGGAACCACAAUAUCCGCCCCGUCGAGCUGAAACACUCUAUUAGUACAACAGAGGAGGAACGCAAAACUGAGGUAACCGCUCAAUUAGAGACCAAAUUGACCAUUGCGGAACAAAAUCGUGAAAAAGAAAUCCAGAGGAAACUCGAGAUUGCAAAGAAACACCACGAGCACAUGGUCGAAGUCAAACAAAGCAUUGAGACCAACGAAGAGAGCCGUAAGACUGAACAAGUAACCAAGAUAGAGACUAAAUUGGUUACUGCCGAACAAAACAGAGAGAAAGAGAUGCAACGUAAAAUGGAAACCAUCAAAAAGAAUGAAAAACGAGCUGAAACUGUUCGCCAGAACAAGGCCAAUAUCAUCGCUAAUAAAAUGACUCCUUCGUCUGGUUAAGGAGUGUUUACCACAAUUAGUGUAUAGUUCAUUUUAUUAACAGUAUAUUAUCCGCUUUAAAUAUAACAAAAAUCUUACCCGAAUCAAUAUUAUACAAAUAUCAUAUAAGAAGGAAUUAUCAGUAGUUAUAUCUUCCUUCUUAAAUUAUUGCUUUUUAGACUGAAGAAGUUGUGAUUUUUUACCACUAUUCUUUUAAUAUUUAGUUUGUAUUUUUAUAUGUAUUGUAUGUUUAUUAUAAAAAUGCUCAUGAACUUGAUUUUAUUUCAUUUUGCGUUUAUGUCACACGAUUUGAAACGUUCUAAUAUUAGUGAAUUAAGAAAAGUGUUAUAUAUUUUGAAAUUGACCAGCUAGCUUAGCCAAGUGUGAGAUAUUUAUAUAAAUAUAAGGCUUUGAAGUGAAUUAAAUAUUACUAAUGUUGCGCACCUUUUUUCACAUGUAGCUAGGAAAAUAAAAAAUUGUAAGAUAACUUUAUUUUUUAAAGAUGUACAAGGUUUCUAUGAUUGACGAAUUGUCGGACACGGAAGUAAGUAAGUAAUAACAAAAAGUCAGCAAGUUCUACCGCCAUAUGUGUAAUUAUAGUUACAAAGAGAUGUGGCUAAGAAAAAUAUUUGUAAGUUGAAAGUAAACAUCUGUUUAAUAUUCAUAUUGGGACAUGUGGUGUUAGAGUUAAUACGUUUUUUAAAAUUUGUAGAUUUUGACGUUACUUAAAUUUGUUAUAACCGAGCUGCCGUUUAUAUUUUGUCCUCAUGCAUAUCAGGAAUAAAUAAAUGUCGACUUUAAUGCAAAUCGUCAUUCAUUUAUUUUUGAUAAUGCUGGACUAGUAUAGUAAUCGAUUUUCAAUACUGCCGUUGCUUGUAAAUCACUACAUAAGAGUGUUUUACAUAUUUACCAAACUCGAUACUCGUAUAAGGUUUGCUUUCUGUUUACACAACUGUAUAUAAUAUAAGAAUUUGAUUAUUUGCAGCUAAGAUUAUUAAAUUUUACCGCAUAAUGCUGCCUUUUUGUAUGAACGCAUUUGGUAUGACUGAUGAAAUUGUGCUUCAUGCUGUGAGAUAAUCAUUAAUAGUUUAGGUUUAUUCAACUAUUAUUUAUGGGAUUGCACUCAUAUAUGUUGAACAGGCUAAACCGUUUAUUAUCUAUACUAGCUUAUGUGAUGAGUUUUCCUUAUAAAUUAUAGAAAAGAAAAACAAAUAUUGAGCUAAUAUUGUAUAUUUGUAGCAUUUGUGUAGUGUUGAAGCAAAAUCACCAAGUUCAUAUUGUUAAAUACGCUUUAAAUACAAACUUAAUAUAAGGAUCGAUAUUAUAAUAAAAUUUAAGUUCAUUGUGGCAUAAUGUUUAAGUUGUGUUUUGUUUAUAUAAUAUAGAAUAUAAGGUGUUAUGUAAGUUAAUUUUUAGUUUUUAAAUAUGUUUUAAUUUCAUACUAAUGUUGCUUAAUAAAAUUACAAAAAUCA
Molecule: messenger RNA, 2884 nt
Organism: Aethina tumida (small hive beetle)
Lineage: Eukaryota; Metazoa; Arthropoda; Insecta; Coleoptera; Nitidulidae
Product: trichohyalin
Exons: 9
Coding region: 375-1433 (352 amino acids)
Biological process (GO): regulation of microtubule polymerization or depolymerization; microtubule depolymerization; neuron projection development
Cellular component (GO): cytoplasm; neuron projection
Molecular function (GO): tubulin binding
Source: RefSeq, a predicted model, not a curated record